This is a messenger RNA of Pseudozyma hubeiensis SY62, 921 nucleotides long. Its product is annotated as transcription factor. Gene Ontology annotation, cellular component: RNA polymerase II transcription regulator complex. The coding region runs from base 1 to 921 and encodes 306 amino acids. Gene Ontology annotation, biological process: positive regulation of transcription by RNA polymerase II. The record is from RefSeq and is a predicted model, not a curated record. The transcript has a single exon. Gene Ontology annotation, molecular function: protein dimerization activity; DNA-binding transcription factor activity. Lineage: Eukaryota; Fungi; Basidiomycota; Ustilaginomycetes; Ustilaginales; Ustilaginaceae.
AUGAGGGCCGGUAUGAUGGUCGGCAUGGAACCACCACGGCCCAACACGUCGCUUGGCGUCACACCUUCCGCACCAGUUCCUGGCAAUUCGCAAGCAUCCUCAGGCACCAACACGGUCAAUGCCAACAGAAGGGUGGCCCACCUGCUGUCAGAGCAAAAACGUCGUGAGUCGAUCAACACCGGAUUCGAAGAUCUGCGCCAAGCCAUUCCGGCGUGUCGAGAUGGUCAGGACAGCAAAGCGACCAUCCUGAAGCGUGCGCUCGAGUAUAUCCGCGAGCUCGAGGGCGUGGUGGAGAGGCACCAUCGUCUGCCCGCCGAAGGCCACGCGCUCGGUGGCUACAGCAACCGCAGUCCGCCCGAUGACAAGGACGACCUUCGUCGCUUCGGCCGCCACGGUGACGAUGCUCGUCGAGGUCUCGGUGGUGCGAGGCAGAUGACCGGCGGCAGCAACAGCAGCAGCGGCAGCAACGAGACCGGCGCUGUUCCUAGGAUCGGGGGUCUUCCCUCCAAUGCCUACGGCAGCACGGCCUCUGUUGAUUUUUCGGCCACCUCGCCUGGCCUGUACUACACUGGCGAGUAUCGAUCUUACGGUCCUUCCCGCUUCCCUGCUGUUGCCACCGAUGGGGCGGCAGCAGAGAUCAGCAGAGGCGCGAUCAACGCAUCCAACGAUGUCCGCAGCGCACCCUCAAAGCGAUACCUAGACGACUCUGACGAAGACCAGCGAUUACCUUCCCGUCGACGGGUGUCGGAUGGCGACAAGGAUGACGUGCAGUCCUCGCCACCUCGCCCAAACUACACGAUGACUCGUCCAGCACCCCACUCGCGUUCGCCAAUGAUGCGUUCGCCUCCCAUAGAGAAGCCACGCGACUGGCAUGCUCGCCUCGAAAACAAGUCGCUGGUCGACUCUGCGGUUCGAGCAUAG